AUGGCUCUCACCAGGAUGAAAUUCAAAGUGCACGGGAGAGUUCAAGGUGUAAACUUUCGAAACUUUACCCAGAAAAAAGCAACCGAAUACGGCAUCACCGGCUGGGUGCAAAACACCCUCGAUGGCCGAGUCCAAGGCGAGGUCCAAGGCGAAGACACACAAGUACAAAAGCUUCUCAAAGAUAUCGAUCAAGGGCCCCGUUAUGCCCAUGUGACAAAACUGGAAAAGACCGGGAUCGAGACGGCCGAGGGCGAGGGAGAUUUCGAGAUUCGACGAUAA
Messenger RNA from Talaromyces rugulosus, 279 nucleotides. RefSeq lists its product as uncharacterized. The transcript is spliced from 5 exons. The coding region runs from base 1 to 279 and encodes 92 amino acids. Gene Ontology annotation, molecular function: acylphosphatase activity. The record is from RefSeq and is a predicted model, not a curated record. NCBI's taxonomy places the organism in Eukaryota, Fungi, Ascomycota, Eurotiomycetes, Eurotiales, Trichocomaceae.